Messenger RNA from Diachasmimorpha longicaudata, 2230 nucleotides. RefSeq names its product YTH domain-containing protein 1 (gene Ythdc1). The transcript is spliced from 6 exons. Gene Ontology annotation, cellular component: nucleoplasm. Bases 454 to 1806 code for a protein of 450 amino acids. Gene Ontology annotation, molecular function: mRNA binding; N6-methyladenosine-containing RNA reader activity. Lineage: Eukaryota; Metazoa; Arthropoda; Insecta; Hymenoptera; Braconidae. The record is from RefSeq and is a predicted model, not a curated record. Gene Ontology annotation, biological process: regulation of alternative mRNA splicing, via spliceosome; mRNA splicing, via spliceosome.
UUGACUAUCGACAGAUUCGAGGUUGCCACGAUCAUCAAGCAGCAAUAAUUAAUUUUAUCCCCCUAAAAAAGUUCAUCAACAGAUGUUCAGUUACGUGUACCCUACCCUGUAGUGUCUCCCAAACAAAUUCAUCAGAUAUCAGAGGUAUCCGGGCUUGGCAGAGUUGGGAAAUUGGACGCGUUCGACUCCCCCCAAGGAAACGAAGAAAAAAAAUAUAUCCUGUGGGCAAUGAGAUUGUGAGGUGGAAAGUGGUGAUUUUAAGUGAAGGAAUAUAUACAUAUAUAAAAUAAUAUACAAGACAUUUAUUGACGAACUGGGAUCCUGGAUGAAAUCGCGUUUAAUAAGCAGUUUAAACAAUCCAUUGCCAAAUGGAGAUUAUUUAUUGAUUGAUCAAUUAACAGAUUGAAUUUUAAACACUACAUGACUCGUUAGUUAAUCGUAAUAACUACGAAAAUGGAUAAUAACACUGAUGGCGACAACCUGAACCUGAGUUGUGGGGAAAAUGACAUGGGGGAUGAGUUAAAAAUCGGUGCUGAUGAGACAUACGAUACGAGAAGCGAGGUAUCAUCCAGCUCAUCAGACUCAGACUCGACUCAGCCGAGCAUCAGCUCAGUCUCCACAAAAUCAUCGCGUGGAGAUAACAAACGAAAUCGUAGAACUCGACUGGGUAAACGUGGUCGCUCGCGUGAGUCAAAGUCAUCGAGUCCAGAGGUAAAACGUGCCAGAUCCAAGGAUAGCAAGGGCACACCAAAAAACUACGACUACACGACUAAACUCAAUUACUUGUUUAGAGAUGCGAGAUUUUUCAUCAUCAAGUCCAACAAUGCUGAGAACAUCACGUUGUCCAAGGCGAAGGGGGUCUGGAGUACACUUCCUCAGAAUGAAGCUAAUCUCAAUCAGGCUUACAGGGAGUCGAGGAAUGUUCUCCUUGUUUUUUCGGUCAAGGAGUCAGGAAAGUUCGCGGGCUUCGCCAGGCUGAGCACUGAGUCGAGGAGAGAUGGAGCGCCCAUUUCCUGGGUAUUACCGCCAGGAUUGUCAGCAAAGGCUCUGGGGGGUGUAUUCAAGGUGGACUGGAUUUGCCGGAAAGAAUUACCAUUCACGUCUACUCUCCAUCUUUACAAUCCCUGGAAUGAUGGAAAGCAGGUGAAAAUUGGUCGCGAUGGUCAAGAGAUUGAGCCUCGAGUUGCUGAGGAACUCUGCAGAUUAUUCCCGGAGGACGAAGGCAUCGAAAUGACUCCGAUACUCCGGAGAUCGAAGGAAGCAGCGAAGAACGUGCUGAAGUCAUCUCGAAGAGUCAGAAUCGCUCGUCCAGUUGGUGUGUCAAGAUUCCUGAGGACACGUGGAGGAGCACGCGGUGGGAGGAGACUCUUCUUGACAUCUAGAUCUCGUCUGGCUUCUUUAGCCAGGAGUGGGCAGUUACCUGAUCAGAGGGGAGCUGGGGAUUACAGUAAUCGACAUUCGUCCUGGUUCAAUCGAGGAGACACGCCCUAUUCCAAGAACUACGGGGCAUCCAGUAUCGCAGCAGCAGCUGAAGCCUACGUAGCAGACUACAUGCGAACAAUGCAACACCAAUUGCCACCAUUACCCCCUUACACCACCUCCCAUGUUUAUGAUCCUAUCCCACCUCCACCUCCACCCCCACGUUACUAUGACGGCCUACCAUUGUACAGUGGCUCAAGUACCCUGGAUAAACGAAGUUACGAGCGCAGUGUCGACGAGUUCCUGUGGAGAACAGCUAAUCGUCACAGUCGUCCAAGCGACCAUCGAUCCUCCCGUGAUCACCACAGACACCGCGAUCGCAGAUGAAUCGAGUGAUAAUCUAAGGUCUCGCAAUUUUUUUAUUACUUUGAAAUCAACAAAAAUUGUUCAAUCGAUGUUAGAAUUGUCGGCAUAUCUCGAGGAGAGAAAUUAUUUUCUAACUUAGGCAUUUCGUGUAAUUGUAGACCCAUUACAAGAACUUUCAGUUUUAUUUUUCGUAUUGAAUUUGAGAGGACAAGCGAUAAUCCAUUGGCAAUCACUGCCAAUUGACUGCUUGUGGUUGAAAUUGAAUUAUCAUUUGUGGAUGAGAGUGUGUUUGAAAUUAAUGAUUAAUUUAAUUGUCAAUGGAGUAAUAUGCAGAAGGGAAUCCAGUAAUAAUUAACAGUGUGUUCUGGAUGAGUGCUGAGAAAGAUGUUUGCUAAUUACUAUCGUAAAUUAAUACACGUACUCAAUUUUUUAAGCUGUGCAGUGA